This is a messenger RNA of Sinocyclocheilus rhinocerous, 1065 nucleotides long. Its product is annotated as tenomodulin-like. The transcript is spliced from 7 exons. Lineage: Eukaryota; Metazoa; Chordata; Actinopteri; Cypriniformes; Cyprinidae. The coding region runs from base 63 to 968 and encodes 301 amino acids. The record is from RefSeq and is a predicted model, not a curated record. Gene Ontology annotation, biological process: negative regulation of angiogenesis; negative regulation of endothelial cell proliferation.
AGAGGGACUUCUGGGUGGAAGAAGGUUUAAAGAGAAGAUUAUCUUCGCUCCAGCUACAAGUUAUGGAGAGUAACCCUUACUUCAGCAGUCAACAAGGGCUUUGCAAAGAUGUUGAGCUGGGGAAAGAGAAGGAAAGAAAGGCCAGGUAUCGUGCUUACCAAUGUGCCGCCAUCAUUCUGAGUGUGGUAUUCCUGAUAUUGGCCCUCUGUAUCUUCAGUCUGAGAUAUAUAUGGAGCCCAAGCCCUGGGAAGGUAUAUGAUCAUCAGUAUAAAGCCGUACUGGAUGGACUGGAGACUGAGAGCAUGAUGGAAAUCUAUCCAGCACAACGCAUCGAGAUUUUCAGGAUGGGAAACGGCACUAAUGAGGUCCUAGAGGUGCAUGACUUCAAAAAUGGCAUCACAGGCAUUCGUUUUGCCAAGCACCUGAGAUGCUACAUCAGGGCUCAAACCAAGGAGCUGCCCAAGCUGGACUCAAAGACCAUUGACAUAGAGGUGAGUGAGACUGGUGAAGUUGAUAUGCAGAUGAUGGACUCUCAGAUAUGGAUCCCUGCUGAAGACCCAAUCGCCAACAAAACGUUCCUGUUGAAUUCCAAGAUCUGGGAGAUUUGCCAAGAUCUGCCCAUCCACUGGAUCCACCCAUCUCCUCUCAGAGAUGCUGAAUUCCACGACGUAGAAGAUGUGGAGGAGACCCCAGAGCUGGAGGCGAGAGGUCCACGUCAGACCCGGGACGUCAUGGACCAGUUACCAGUAAACGACUAUAGAGAAAUCGGGCUGGAGCUGGACAACAGCCUAGAUGAGCAGGGCUACUGCUGCCAGCACUGUCGUCGGGGGUACCGUUACUGUCGGCGAUACUACGAGCCCCUGGGCGGCUUUUGGCCGUAUCCCUACUAUUACCAGGGAGGACGGGUCAUCUGUCAGAUUGUCAUGCCCUGCAACUGGUGGAUAGCAAGAAUGCUGGGACGAAUUUGAAGGUAUACCGGAGGGAACCAAUGGUGCUAUCCUGCUCAGGGGUGCGUGUAGCCCAGCUUCAUUUGUACGAAAUGUCACAUAUACGCUCAAAACUUUU